AUUUUGAACACAGCAAACCCAGCUGAAACUUCUCUAAAAAAUAACUGCCGCUUCUCGUUUCUUUUAACGCCUUCUCUUUCACAUAUGUCUCGAAACGAUACAUCACUACGGCCAUUAUCUUCAAACGCAGUAUCUGCGAAAGAAUUAGCAAGGUAAGGACGCCCUCAAGCGGUCAUAGUCGGUGGUCAUUUGCAGCGUUGUGAGAAACAUGUCUUAAAUUAUUUACAAAACCAGCCGCAAUUGAUUUUUUUUACCGCCCUGCUCGUUUUUAGAUGUUUAGGUCUUGUAAAGAAGAGGCCCUCAUCCUCCACGAGCCGAUCUAAGGGUCAAGGAAAAGAGAAAAAACCAAGUAAGAAAUCCAGGCCAAUUUAUUUGGAGAAGAGGCACAUAAUUAUAUUACACACUGAAUUUAUUAGUAAGCUUAACACCUUUUUAGUUUCUUUUAGCUGUCUUCAAAUUUGAAUCUCGAAUCAAUGUAAAUUAUCUGCAUCGAUAAUGCAAUAUAUAUAUAUAUAUAUAUAUAUAUAUAUAUAUACAUUGUUCCUUUGUAUUUUUUAAAUACUAGAUUUUCUGCUAUCUACAAAUAGCUGCAAAUGCUAGAUAUUCAUCAAUGAUCAAAUUAAAGAAAAUAAUUAAUCAAUUAUUAUUAGAUCAUAAAGUGAAAAAAGGCUUGCAGAUUACUAUACUGUCAUUAAAUCUUUGACAAUUGUAUAUUGUAAAAUUCUCUAUUGAUGUUGUCUUUUUUUAACAAUGACAGGCCAAUAUUUUACAUACUUGAUUGUUCUUGACUUUGAAUCAACAUGCUGGAAAGACAAGAAAAUGAACUAUGGUCCUGAGAUCAGUAAGUCAUCAAUAGUAUGAGCUGAUUGUGUAGGAACUCAGGGCUCUAUUUAAUGACCUUCUUCAGCAUGUGCUAGGUGAACAUAUUCCUCAGAGACUCUGAGGCUGUCAUAGCGAAAAUUUUGGUUUUGAAAAUCACUUUCGGUAACCCAUCAAAUAGACCUUGUCACGGUUUUCGACGCCAUCUUGAUGAGUAGGCAAACGCGUGAGAAAUUACAGUGUUUGUAUGAGAAUCUAAUGUGUAGUUCCAGAAAAUAUCCAGACCCCCACCACGGAGGGAAUUGGAAAUUCCAGGGGGGUGGGGGGUCAGAGGCCCAGGAAAUUCCCGAAGGGAGGGGGGUUGGACCAUAAAAUCACUUUCCAGGGGGGCAAUAUCAUUUCGUUUUCGACCUGAGUUCGAACAUUGCUUCUUACCGACCUGGUAGAUCAUUUUUAGGACAUAAAUAACUUGAAAUGUAUGACUUAAGGUUGUUCCUUUUGAUCUUAACCAGGUUUCCUUUCUUCCAAAAGCGUUUUGGAUGUAAUUUCAAAGGAAUUAGACCGACUACAACUCGUUUUAUCGCAUGCUCGUAUAUUCGGCCGCCAUUACUCGUUACCAGUCUUCCUCAACACAUCAACGCGUGCAACACAUCACGCAACACAUCACGUUGCGUCAGUCGAUUGAUAGAUCAGAAGAGUGGCAAUUUUGCUUCACAAAGCACAAGCUAUGCAUUGUAACCAUUUUAGAAUGUUGAGUUUUUAUUCUCCGUUUCAUUUUCCCUUAAUUUUGUGGCUGAACGUGUCGCAUCUUUAUGAUCGAAUUCCCGCUAAAAUGGUGUCGAUUUCACCAAACAUUUAUACGGCCAUCGCGCAUCAAGUCGCAUCAGUCGAUCGAAAAACAGUAAAUUGAACUUGGUUUCCCUUCAAGUACCUUCAAGAUGCAGGGGGUAUUCAUUGUUAUUAUUUCAGAAUUCAGAGUUUUUAUUCUCCUCUUUGUUUUGCAUUAAUUUUGUGGUCGUAAGUUUGACUUGUUCUGCAUUCCCGCACGAAAUAGCGUUAAUUCUAUCAACAUUACGCCCAUGAGACGAAUAAUAAAUCGUAAGCUUGCCCUGAUUAAGGUAAAUUCACAAAUAUAAUCGACUUAUUAACUUUCUCUCUUUCAUUUAAAGUAAGAGAUGAGCAACAAUUACAGAUCAGGUUACUUUGUGGUGGUGUAGUGUGUUUUAAUGUUGCAAGAUCACUCAAAUAAAUGGAAACAGAAGCAUACAAGCUUCUGAUGGAAACCGUUGGGUACUAACCAUAAGUUGCCUCAUUCUUCUACUUUAAUAGUCUUUCUUCGUGAAAAUGAACUUUUCCAGAGGGGUUGGGGGGUCUUUGUCACACUUGUGGAAAUUCCGAAGGGGUGGGGGGUCAUCAGUUCCCUGCAAAAAUGGAAAAUCCAGGGAGGUGGGGGGGUCCUAAGUGAAAUUCCCUCCGUGGUGGGGGUCUGGAUAUUUUCUGGAACUACACAAUGUUGAGUAAUUCCCAUAGAACGGCUGUUCUGAAAAAAAUAUCAAUUGUAAACUAAAGCUUCAUUCUUAAGGAUUGUACUAAAAAAAAUGAGGGCGUUACAUGCGCUAGAAGACCUAGAACCACUUUUUAAAAUUUUUUAUACAUUUGUCUGUAAUUUUUCUGUACAUUUGUCCCGGGUAAAAUUAGAGACAAAUAUAUGGAAAAUCUAAAGCAAGUCUCUAGGGAAAUUUUAGGACAGGUAUGCCCCGUAAAUUUUUCAGUACAAUCCUUUGCUUUGUAGCUUUAGUUAACAAUUCAUAUUUUUUCCAGAACAGCCGUUUUACGGAAAUUAUUCAACAUUAGAUUCUCAUACAAACACCGUCGAAAUCCAUGACAAGGUCUAAUGACCGAAAGUCACCUGGCCUGAAGAUACUGUGUCACCUGAAACUAGUCAUGUUACCUGAAAUAUAUAGUUAUGUCACCCAAAAUUUUAUCAGGUGCAAUACACAGAGAAAUAAAAAUGAAUAAAGGAGUGUGUGAAAUAUAUCUUGCUCUUGAAGCCAUAAGACAUAACAACGCAAUUUAUUUGUAUUGUAUGUCUAAUGUGCUAUGAUGAGACAAGAAGUCUGACAAGUGAGUAAUGUAUCUCGUUUUUUAAGCCUUGAUAAGCAAAAAAAGUAUUUCUGGUGACUUUAUGCUAACAACUGAGUAAAGUUGAUAACCUCACUGAAUAUAUUACCAGAAAAGAUUGAAAAACUGACAAUUUGAACACUAGCUCUAUAUUAAUAGAGCGAGUCGGGACUUUAGGUGUAGUGCAUACACUGUUCUCUUAAUCAAAAUUAAUGAGGAAUUCCCUUUUUGUUCACUGUUGACACUUUCUGGUGCUAUAUGAUUGCUACAACCAGUUGCAAAAGUACUUGAGACACUGUACCGUAUUUUGGCAUAAAUGGCCUGCCCAUGAUUUUGUGCUUGUGAUGCCCCCUCCACCCCUUAUCAAAGUUGCUAGCAAUACAAGACCAUACUCAAACAACUUUGAAUUGGAGGGAGGAGGGAGGUCAGUAUUAUAUUUUACAGACCUGUGACCAGGAGCGAUUUGAAGCAAGAAAGGUCGUUUUCCCGUGGGAGUGUCUCAUCAUUUUUGUAACUGGUUGUAGCUUGGACAUCUUCCAUGCCUCCCUGGUGGGUGGGUGGGGGGGAGUUUUAGGAGGGUCCAAACCUUCUGACUCCAGUACCCUGCAUUAACAGCUCCCACCCCUUUUUUCUUGGCUUCCCCCGUCAGUCCUUUUUUGAUUGCAAUUAUUGAGUAAUUUCUCCCACUUCCUCCCCUUUUAGAACUCUCAUGUCCCACUCUUUCCUCUCCCGCCUUCUGUACCCCUCCUGCCCCCUAUUGUCCUGGACUCCCUUCUCCCCAUCCUCACCCACUGGUUUGCUUGUUAAACAAAGGAAGAGUUACAUGUAAGAUGAGAUGACAAUAGCGCCAUUUGUACAAAGAAAAAUAAGAUGCGUCUUGCAUAAGACGUGUCUUAAAUAAGAAGUGAACUGUACCAUUUAUACCAGCAUGUCUUAUCUAAGACGAGAACAGCUCAUAUAAAUGGUUCGUGCCUUAUUUCUGUUCUUAACUCGUUUUCAUGUGAAUGUUGCCCAUAGCAACGGCAAUCCAACGUGGCGCACCAAAAAUUAAUGCAUGCGUACUAUGCGUUUGCAUCUUAUGUAAGACACGAAGGUCAUUUAUAAGACGCGUCUUAGCUAAGCCGCAUCUUAUUUUAGAUAAAAUGUGCCGUUUAUACGGAAAGUUCGUGUCUUAUUUAAGACGCGUCAGGACGCAUAUUAUAUUUCCUCGUAUAAAUGGCCCUAAUGUGUUACUUAGGAUCUGUUACCUAAUGCACCUUAUUGUUUUCCUUAAGGUGAUUCCCCAGUAAAAGACUAGAUAAAAACGAGAGAUUUUUUUGAUGAUGCAUGUGGUAUCGCACAGAAUUUGACUUUAUUGUAUUGUUUAUCCACUUACAUACCAGAAAAAUAUCUUUUAAUGCUCCUGUUUUUAUUUUACGCUCCAAAGUAGAAUUGAAUUGGACACGCGCUAUUCGACCUGUGAUAUGCUCAAUCCGUACAAUUUAGUAAAAUUGCCAAAAAACUGAACAUAGAUUUGUGUAAAUUUUUUUCUCAUCGAAAGGAAGCACUGUCCCUAUUAAAAUCAUGAAAUAAAAAAUGGGGGUCACCGUACUUGUUUUUGUGGUAGAGCUGCAGAAAGUGUGUACCAAAUGCAUUUUCUCCGAGUUUUGAGAGAGGACUGGGGCGAGUUUCAAAAUAGAAUGUAUGUGAAAGGGGGAAGAAAGUAUUAAAAAAUCUGUUUUUACAGAAUUUACAUCAAGAUAUCACAUUUAGGAUACACUGUGAUAAAGAAAGCGUUCAAAUAAAAAUCAAAGUGAGUAAGCACAAGUUAAACAUGCACUAUCGAGGUUCUCCGUGAGGAAGUCAAACUCAGCAAAAGGCAUACUGCCUAUGUUGUGCACAUUCCCAUUACUCACUGAGUUUCACCUCGGCAAGAAACAACCGCAAGCAAAAAUUCCAAUGGCAUUUCUCUUCAGUCAGCUUCAUUUUAAUAAUGUUACUUCACAUGCUCUUUUUUACGGCAGCCAUCUUGUUAUGCACAGUAAGAGAUGCGCAGUGCAAAACCAGGGAAUCACCUUAAUAUGUUUGUCAUCUGUUUUGUUUUGUUUUGAGCAGUUGAAUUUCCUGCUGUGCUUCUAAAUACUUCAACUGGUGAGAUGGAAUCAGAAUUUCACAUGUUUGUACAACCAAGUGAGCAUGCAAGACUAAGUGAGUUCUGUACAGAGCUAACAGGUAUCACUCAGGUACAGUGGCCUACAUUUUUAGUUUCCCUUUGAUCCUGUUGCACAUUCAGUCAGGAGUUAUGGGCCAUAGUUAUAAUGCUUGAAUUAGCGUCCACCUCCAAAUUAGAUUAUUACCCACUCUUCAAUUUAGCACCCCUGGUACUUUAAGCUAAAAAUAGUUAAUAAGCACCCACCUGAAUAAGACAAAAUAGUGAUUAAACCCCACGUAUGGGUGAGGUGCUUAGAUUAAGGGUUUUUUAACUGAUUCUUUUAUGUUCUGCAGACUCAAGUGAAUGAAGGAGUUCCAGUUGGGACAUGUCUCAUGUUGUUUGGAUGCUGGUUACAGGAGAUGAGAGAGAAAAAAGGCUUCAAAUUUCCCUGUGAUCAGAUGUUAAACAAAGAUGAAAAUAAGCCCACAGAGGAUUUGACAAAAUGGUGCACAUUUGUGACAUGGUCAGGUAUUUGAUUGAAUUAUCUGCUAUCAAACCAGUUCAAUCCCAGUUUUCUCCUCCUAAAGGGCAAUUUCAAUGUGCAUGUUAUGAAAUAAUUGAUAGUUCACCAGGGGUUUCAAUAAUCACUGACGACCAACGAAACACGUCGGCUACUUUGCUUAGAGGAGUCUGCUACCUUUUUCCCCUUAAUUGGAAGCUGGAAAUAAAGUAUAAAAUUAAAGAUAGAUUCUUUCAAAACUUAAAUUUAAAUUUAAUUUGCUGGACCUAGACAGGCCUUUUGCUUCAGAUUUAAAAUCAUGUUAAAGAAAAGUUGGGACUUCCUGUGCAUUACUUCUCCAAAUUGAUCGAAAAUACAUUCUCUUUUGCACUUAAUCUAGUGCCCAGAAUGCUUGAAAUCGCAUUUUAAGGUAUUGAAAUUUCGAAAUUUUUUCAGGGGUGCACGCCCCCAGACCUCUCUGGAAGAAGGGGCGUAAAAGCCUAAGUUUUGAUACAGUCAGUCACUUUUUUAAAGCCAGCUGGCUACUUCCAAUUUUAUUGAAACCGCUGGUUCACUGAUAGAGAUGUAGGAAUAAAGAGAAGGGGGAGUCAAUAAUAUUUUUAUUGUAAUAAAAAUAAACUUUCUCAUCUUCAGGGAAACUUUUAUAGUUUAGUAUAAAAUAACUAGAAAAAGCAUUUCAGACAGUCAACUACAAAAUUUGAAAAAAAGCAAUAUUGCAUAUUUUUGACUAUUGAGUCACUUAGAUCUCUGUUUUUGUUUCCUUUAAAAUCAAUAUAUGUUCAAUGAUGAAGAUUGGGACUUGGGAACUUGUCUCAAGAAUGAAUGCUACAGAAAGCAGUUAAGAGUGCCACAUCCCCUAAGAAGCUGGAUUGACCUGCGAGCAACAUACAAGGUUUGUAUAGUGCAAUGGUGCCUAAGGGACAAGUUCACUGCUAGUAGUACCUUAAGAUGGUUGUACAGGGGACCGGGACCAUUUUACCUCAGCUUACAUUCAAGUUAAAAUAAUAUUAUAAAAUUAGGAGUGAGAAAACUAGAAAAUUGCUUCCUCCAGUCUUCUCAUGAGAGCUUGUUCUGUUGACUUACUAAAAGUGCAGGAGGGCUGAAUGUUAAGACCUUGUAAGAUUAUUUUUGUCCCUAGAUUAAAUAAAAGUAAGAGUGACAAAUUAUCCUGCUAUAAAGUGCUCUAGUAGGAGUUUUGUGACUGGUUAGCCAGCUAGUGUAUGACAGCUAGCAAUAUAUCUUGAAAAAAAACUUUAAAGUAUUUAUGCAAUAAUCGCCUACAUUGCACAGUGCUACAAAUAGUCCUACUGAGUAAAUCAACAAUAUCGCCUGAUAAAAACCUGCAGUAUGUAGUCAAAAUGGCACAAUCAAUGUCGAAAGUAACUAUCAUGAGUCAAACGAUAAACGAAACCGUUUAUGGUAUAAACAUGUACACAUAUUGUACUCCAUAUAAAUACUUAACAAUAGUAAAUCACAGCAAGAUGGAGAACACUGUUCUUUUCAGUCUAUGAAUACUGAGAAAGGAGUAGCAAUUAACCAAAUUUCUAGCCGGUCUUAUAUUAGUCACCCUGUAAUUGCAAGGAAUAAUGCAUUUGGCGCAGGACAUCUAAUCUUAAUGAGUCCAUCCUAGACUGCACAAAACAUUCUUUCUCUACUUGCAGUGAGGCAAAUUUUCUUUGGUUUGCUAUAAUCAUUUAAGCUAAAAGAAAUUGUAAGAGCAACAUUUUUCUCUUUAAAUGAAAUUUGGUUUUACCUUAUUGAUUCUACAGAACUUUUACAGUCGUAAGCCUCAAGGACUAGCAGGGGCUCUUCAAGACCUUGGGAUUCAAUUUGCUGGUAGAGAACAUUCAGGUACUAUUAAUUAUUCUUUAAAAAAAAAAACAGGUUUUGGUUGCUUUCUGAUUACACUUUUUCAUUGAGAUGUGAAAGAAACUACACUGGAAAUGGUCUAAUAAGGGAAACAAAAUAAUUAAAAUAGAAAAAUACAGUUGUCCUGCAUUUGUUGGUUUGUCCAACAAAUGGACAAUAGGGAGCAAGCCGGUGGUGCAGUGGUGAGAGCACCCACCUCCCACCAAUGUGUAGGCUCAGUCUCCAGCCUUAGGUGUCUCGAUGCACCCACGGGGGAGACACCCAUUCAUUCAUUCAUUCUUUAUUUGCCAUAUAUACAAAAUUUUACAAUGCAAGAUGGAAAUGAUAUGGGAUUAAAGAAAAAGUAAAUGGCAAGGAGACCUGAAAGAAACCACGAGGCUCAUAAUGAGUCAGGUCUCCUCAACUUAGGAUAAACUAGUCUUGAUAUAAUAAUUGGAGACUGAGCCUAACCAAUGUGGCUUGGGUUCUAAUCCCAACAUUAACACCAUAAUGUGGGUUGAGUUUGUUGUUAGUUCUCUCCAAGAGGUUUUUCUCCAGGUAUNGAUGCUCGAAACACAGCUCGCUUAGCAUGGAGGAUGGUGUCUGAUGGAUGCAUCAUGCAGAUAACAAAAAGCACUGAUGGGGUGAAUAUACCUAGAACAUAGAGCUAAAAAAAUAAGACAAAAUAAUAAUUGCUCCUUUGCUAAAAAGGAAUGACAUUUUGGCUAAGUUAUUAGAAAAUUAGUUACAUGUGUAUUAUUAUACAUGUAUUACUUGCAGUAAUUAUUAUAAAUCAAAAAUAUAUAUCUUAUAGAAGAAAUGAGGUACCAUUAUUAUGUGUACAAUAGACAAUAACAAAAGGGAAUCAGUCCGUAUGUAACUCACCGAAUGGUCAAAGUUGAUUCUCGAAGAUUGCACCGAAGUGUACAGGAUAGUAAACAUUUUUGCAAACAAUGCGGAGCAAGUUAGUAAUCGAAAAGAUAAACAUAAGUGGUAUCUGAGCAAAGCAGAGUUUGUUGCAUUGUUACAAUAGACUGCCCCCCGUUUAUUAAUUACACUGACCAAAGUUUUUCAAAAAUGUAGUUAAUAUGAUAUAAUCUAUGGUGAACAAUAAAAUUAAUUUAUGAUGAGUAUUUGUUUAAUUGUUGUGCUGUCCUCACCAACCUAGCUUAAAAGUGAAAAUUUUCGAAAAAAAAAAUUAAGACUAGUGUUCCGUGUUUUUUCUCUUACAAAGAUAAAAAAGAACUGUCAUUUUUUUUAGAAAUGACCUAUUAUAGCCACUGAUCCUUGCUUCAUACGUAAUCUUGAACGGGCUCGUCCCAAGCAAUUUAUUAUAAACGGGGAAGAAAAAUGACACUACUCCCACACAGACGUUCUUAGGGGUUCGUCACGCGUUAAGAAGAUCUGCAUGGAACGCCAAGCAGUAGCGAGUUAACUCUUUCUCUAUGCAUCAUUCCGCUAAUUAAAUCUCUUAGAUUGCUUAUUUCUCAAACAUAAUCUUAAGACUUUAUUAAUUUUGUUGUUCUAGGCAGUGGAAAAACUUUGGAACAUUGUGGCUAUGAAACCUGGUCUUUCCCCAAAAAAUUUGAAAGCAAACGGUACUGGGGCAUUCCAUACCAGUAACCAGAGUAAUUUGAUGUCUGAAGAUAUGCACGUUCUUCAUAACAAAUAUCACGCUAGACCGUCUAAAAACUGUACCGAUGAAACAAGUGUAAACAAAAGUUUAAACUUUGGUGAUUUUCAAGCGCAGAAUCAAUACAGAAAUGGCACAAGACAGGAGACCACUGUGAAAAGCGAGAUAAAAGAGCCCAGAUCUGUCCAGAUUCCUGGAAAUAGAUUGACAAAUCAUCACGAUAAACCGUCUAAAAGCUGCACUGAAGAGAUAAGUGUAAACGAAAUCUUAAGCUUUGGUAAGGUUCAAGAAGAGUGUCAUGAUGUACAUGUACAUGGCACACGACAGAGCAUCACUGUAAAAAGGGAACUGACAGGUGCCAGAGCUGACCAGUUUCCUGAAAAUAAAAUGACAAAUCUAAGGGAAAAAAGCUGGGGAGCUGUGAAGAGUGGGAAUAACAGUGAAGCAAAUGGCCGAAAUAAAAGGAGAGCAUCGGUAAGUUCUGUUUGUGAAGGCAUUCCUGUUGUGAAUUGCGAUGGGGUCUGUGCCACACCAAAAAACACUCCCAAGUCUCUUAUAACUCCUGCCACGUGCUUAACAAGUCUGAACAAAAGAGCAAGAGGAUGCUGUGAUGGUUUGUUUAAGAGUGAACUGCAGAGCUGCUCAACACAAGGGUUUCUUGUGAAAAGAGGUCUUGCUAAACAGACACUGAGCUACCAUCAGCAUACACCUUUGAGAAGCCAUAAUCAGCGAGUAUUACCUGGAACGGGACAAAAGGAUUACACUGCCUGUAACCAACCAUGCAAGGCAUCAAAUAUUGAACCUCGGAGUGUGAAAACGCCCCUGUUCAGGUUACCAACAAACCAAAGCUUAAUCGAAGAAAGACAUCUGGUAGAAGGACUAAAAAACAAUAAAUCUAUAGCAGUAGCUUCGAAUAACAUUGGAAUAACAGCUAUAAGCAAACCAAUGGCAAAAGCAGCGACUGUUGUAACCACUCCCAGUUCAAUAUACUUGAACAAACCAUGUACUACUCCAAUACGAAAAUUUCCUUUUUUCAACCCACCCCUUAAUAGGAACAUGAACUCCCCCGUUACUACCCCUGUGGCUUGCUUCAAUGGAGGUGGUAUUACCCCACCCCUGUGUCAUUGUGGGCGUCGUUCUCGGCGCAGAGCAGUCAUCAAUCCGGGUCCUAAUCAGGGAAGAGCUUUCUUUACAUGCUCUAGUCACGGGAGAACAACUUCUGGUGCAAACGCUGAUAAAAAGAAGUCUAAAAGUGGUUGUAAAUUUUUUCGUUGGGAGGUCCGUUUGUAA
This is a messenger RNA of Porites evermanni, 10362 nucleotides long. The record is from the annotation of a GenBank genome assembly. NCBI's taxonomy places the organism in Eukaryota, Metazoa, Cnidaria, Anthozoa, Scleractinia, Poritidae.